CUAGGUUGUUUCUUUUUGUACAAACUAGGUUAUUAGGUAAAUUAUAUAUAUAGAUCCAAGCAGGUUUUCUUUAGAAUCCAAAAACACGUAACAACUUAAAAAGCUCAACGUUGUUUUAAUAAUUUGCUCUUAUUUGGCUCUGUGUUUAUUAGUCGUCAUGGAUAGUGCAUCAAAUACAACAGAUGCAACGACGACAAAGAAGAGUCGAGGUCGUCAACGAAUUGAAAUCAAGAAACUGGAAGAUGAAAGCAAACGCCAAGUAACGUUCUCCAAACGCAGAAAAGGGUUGUUCAAAAAAGCCACAGAGGUUUCAACUUUAUGCGGUGCGGAAGUUGCUAUCCUGGCAUUAUCAAAAUCCGGAAGAGUAUACACCACGGAUGGUGUAGAUGCUGUUCUUGAUCGAUAUCUCGCUGACUCAUCUGAUAGUAAUCCGUUGCCAAAGCAAAAAGAAGUUGAAGAAGAUAAUGCUGGGUUUUGGUGGGAUCAGCCGAUUGAGAACUUGACUCUUGUUGAGCUGGUGGAAUAUACUAUGGCGCUUAACGACUUGAGAGAAACCGCAGCGGCGAGACUGGAGGAGUUGAACAUCCAAAAUUCUACUUAUUUGUGGCCAUUCGUUGCUGAUGAGGAUGUGAAUGAGGCGGAUAUCGUACACCAGUUCAUGGUCGAGCGAAACUAUGAUUGAUGUCUUAACUCUGCCAAUUCCACUCCUCUUGGGCAUCGCCGUUGAAUUUGGUCACAACAUAGUUAGAGAAGGAUUA
Theobroma umbraticum is the source of this 758-nucleotide messenger RNA. Its product is annotated as agamous-like MADS-box protein AGL61. Gene Ontology annotation, biological process: positive regulation of transcription by RNA polymerase II. The record is from RefSeq and is a predicted model, not a curated record. Lineage: Eukaryota; Viridiplantae; Streptophyta; Magnoliopsida; Malvales; Malvaceae. Gene Ontology annotation, molecular function: protein dimerization activity; DNA-binding transcription factor activity, RNA polymerase II-specific; RNA polymerase II cis-regulatory region sequence-specific DNA binding.